This is a messenger RNA of Brassica napus (rape), 2361 nucleotides long. RefSeq lists its product as uncharacterized. The transcript has a single exon. The record is from RefSeq and is a predicted model, not a curated record. The annotation marks the transcript as partial. Gene Ontology annotation, biological process: defense response. NCBI's taxonomy places the organism in Eukaryota, Viridiplantae, Streptophyta, Magnoliopsida, Brassicales, Brassicaceae.
UUCGUGUUUGCUUACAACAUUUAUAUAUAUAUCGGUCUACUUUACAUUUGCCAAAACACAGAGCAAACAAAGACAAUCUUGAACAUGUCUUCCUCAGGAUUGGAUAACGCCACAGAGAACCCAACUCUUGAGCUUAAAAUCACAUCAGCUAGUGUCGAGAAUAUUGAUGCCACAGACAAGAUUGACGUGUACGCUGUCAUUUCGAUUAACGGCAGCGCUACUCAAAAGAAACGAUCGGCCAAAACACCCAUUGACUACGACGGGGGUUCCAAUCCGACGUGGAAUCACACCGUCAAGUUCUCCUUCAACGAGAGAGAAGCCAACGAAGGCUUACUGAAUAUCAAGGUGGAGUUGUAUAGCUAUUGGCUCGAAGAUGAGAAUGACGUUUCUUUAGGAGAAGUCAACGUUCCGGUUCAAGAGCUUCUUGCUACAAAUCCUCUUCCACCGUUUUCUAACGGUGACGUCAGCAAAAUGAAGCCGGUGACUUAUCCUAUCAAGUUCAUCGGAGAAACAAAACCAAAUGGAAAGCUAAGCCUGUCGUACCGUUUCAAACCUGCCCCGGUUCAUGAUCUGUAUCCUACACCGUUAGAACCGGUUUAUCUGCCACCUUUUGUUCAACCCGGUUACACAAACCCAGAUCCAGCAAGAUUGGGCCAGCCCGUUAUAUAUACCCCUCAGUGUCAGACUCAAACCACUGUGACAGAGCUAACCAUAGAGCUCGUGAUCAAAUCCGCCAACAACAUCAGAAACGUCAACGUGUUCGAUGACAUGGACGUAUAUGCUUCCGUUAUGAUCUGUGAGGGCAAGACAACAAAGCAUAAGACCAAAACCCCUAUCGCCUAUUCUGGCUUUAAAUUUCCAACUUGGAACCACGCCGUUAAGUUUUCCCUGGGCGAGGAAAAGUUAGCUCGGGAAGACCGUUUUAGCCUCGUUGUGGAGUUGAUGAGCCACCGACGUGUGAUGGGAGAUAAACAUAUUGGAAAAGUUAGUGUCCAGAUUCAAGAACUUAUUGGUUCUAAUCCGCCGUCGCCAUGUACUGACGUUGAUAUUAACAAUAUGAAGUUGGUUACGCACAAGGUGGGAGGUGUGUACGGGGAAGGAACCCUAAGCUUCACAUAUAGGUUUCUUGAGGAGCAAGUUGCAAUUCCGAUUGUGCCAGGCACAACACCCCAACCUUUUAUUAUGUAUGUACCAGUCCCACAUCAUCCCUAUGGGUCAGCAAACCCGGUUCAUGGAGCUUCGGGUUACAUGGCUAUUCACCCAGGGGUAAAUAUUGGGCCAAGUAACGGUCAAGUACCAAAUUAUAUGCCACCCUCAUAUCAGCCACAUGAAUACCAUCAAUAUUCACACUCGCAGCUGCAGCCGCAACCACAACCGCAAGUGCAGUUAUCACCACAAAAGUUUCAGAAUCAACCACAACCUCAGGUUCAGAUUCAGCAGCAGCCACAACCACAACAACCACUACCACAGCGACCGACACAAUCACCGGCGCAAGGGCAAGGAGUACAGCCACAAGUGAAGCCACAAGGAGGGAGUGUCGCAGCCCUAGGACUAGGGGCGGCCUUCGGCCGAGUAAUAGGAGGAGCUAUACUGAGUGAAAUAAUGUCUAACGAAGUAAAUCUAAACCUAUACGAAGUUUAAGCUUGAGCCUUGAGCAGGGGGCUGGUUCUUUUCGUAAGUUAUGAAUCAUACUACUGACCAGUCCAUUGCAAUGAAUAUUCAGUUAUUGCGAUUUCUAGUUUCGUUUUUUUCUUCCUUAUGUUUGGUAUUUGGUUUCUUUGCUUGUUUGCGUCCAUGAAAAGUUGAAUUAGAAAGGUUCCUUGAGAGACCGUGUGAGUUGCUGUCGUCAGGUAUGUGUUGGCUUGUUUCUUUUGUGUGAAAGUUUUGGCGCGUUUUGACCCAUUCACUUUUUUUUUUUUUUAAGCAUAGUAUUAAGUAUUUUUCAACAUCUGCUGUUGGCUAUUCAUAAAUAUAAAUAUUUAUAUAGCGUCGUGCAAUCCCAUAAAGUGGUGUGAAGUCCCACAAAGCGUUGUAGUUGUCAAAAAAGACAUUAACCAAUUAUCAUGAUGUACUUACUCUAGGGUCUAGGCAGAGCGCAAUAAAAGGCAGUGCUACUAACACGUGGUACACUGCACAAGAUUGAUCAGUUUUUUACAACCGAGAUUCCUCUUUCCGUCAAGACGAACCCAAACUCGCAAGUACGUACCCUCCUCCAAAUGUGGUUUCUUACGCCACACCCCUCCACCCAAGACCGUCACGCGACAACACACCAUAAAAAUUAAUGGUUCAACUAAUGUCUUUCAGCUUGAUUUUUAAAGUUAUACUCUCUCCGGUUUUUUAUAUAAGUCUUUUUAGAGUAUU